AUGAGUCCAAUACUUCCCCUAACUUCAUUGCUUUUGCCUAAUUUCCUGUUCUUUGCGAAGCAUCUUGGCAGGCCAUUUCUCUCUUGUAGAGGGCUAUUUUUUUCUCAGCCUUUCACAUUCUUACACAAAAUGGAGAAGUUUGACUCAUCACAACGCCUAUCCCUUCUUCGUAAGGAGAUGAGGAGUCGCAGUCUCGAUGCUUUUCUUCUUCCUAUGGAAGAUAGUCAUUUUAGUGAAUAUCUUUCAGCUGCAGAUGAAAGAAUCGCUUUCAUAUCUGGAUUUACAGGCUCUGCAGGCACUGCUGUAAUUACUGUCGAUGAUAAGGCUGCUCUUUGGACUGAUGGUCGAUAUCAUAACCAGGCUUCCGUGGAACUUGAUAAUAAUUGGAUCCUCAUGCGUGAAGGUCUUCCGGACGUCCCUACAAUUCCAUCUUGGCUGGCCAAAACAACUCAUUCUUCAUCUCAAAUUGGUUUUGACCCUAGCCAGUUGCCAUUCAUUAACCUACAAAAAUUCCAGCGUGAGUUGUCUGACGUAUCGCCUGAGCCCGAUGCUACUCGCCAAUUCGUACCUGUUGAAGGCGCAAAUCUAAUUGAUAUUAUUUGGAAUGACCGUCCUGCUCGACCCAAUAAAUCCAUUCGUACUGUUUCCGUAGAAUCUUUUGCCGGAUAUUCGUGGGAGGCUAAACUCGACAUUCUUCGCGAACGCAUGAAAGCCAAAAACGCUACCUCAUUAAUUCUCUUUCAACUUGAUGAAAUUGCGUGGCUCUUCAAUCUUCGUGGCUCAGAUAUUAGCUACAAUCCAGUCUUCUUUUCCUAUGCUGUCGUUAUGUUGGAAGAAGCUCAUCUUUUUGUUGAUUGGAAACGACGUUCAAUUUCUAUCAACUUUGAGGAACACUUCAAGUCGUCUACCCAUCCACUGUACAUUCAUUCCUACGGUGAAUUCAACUCUUGGUUGAACUCGAAUUCCAUCUGGAGAAGUGGUCGAGUUUGGCUUCCUGUAGUGUCAAGCCAUGCCAUUGUGUCCGUUGUUCCUGAGAAGCAGCGCUUCUUCGAUAUCUCCCCAGUGUCUACCAUGAAAGCCGUCAAGAACUCUCAUGAAGUGGAGGGCAUUCGUUUGGCUAAUUUUACUGACUCACUGGCCCUGUGCGAUUUUCUCGCAUGGCUGGAAGAUGUUGCCCAGAAUGGUGAAAUGAAUCCUAGAGCUGUUGUGCCCUGUAAUCUUGAAGGUGUUGAACCUCCACAACGUGCUACUGAAGCUUCUCUGGCUAUGUAUUUGGAUAAAAUUCGGAAUGGGGCAGAUGGUUGCCUUGGACUUAGCUUCCCUACCAUUCCCGGAGCUGAUGCUAAUGGGGCUAUUAUUCACUACCAUGUGAAUGAUAGCGGUAAUAGUGCACCGGUAACUGCUUCUUCCCUAUUUCUGGUUGAUUCUGGAGGCCAGUACGAGACAGGAACCACGGAUGUUACACGAACAGUUCAUUUGGGAACUCCCACUGAGGAGCAGAUUGCAGAUUAUACGCAGGUGCUAAAGGCUCACGCAACCCUUGCCAGUUUGGUGAGUUUAUGGCAAUGCUUUUUUGUCUUGGAAUUUUCAUGA
Rodentolepis nana is the source of this 1593-nucleotide messenger RNA. The record is from the annotation of a GenBank genome assembly. Lineage: Eukaryota; Metazoa; Platyhelminthes; Cestoda; Cyclophyllidea; Hymenolepididae.